Zychaea mexicana is the source of this 1079-nucleotide messenger RNA. RefSeq names its product etoposide-induced protein 2.4-domain-containing protein. Bases 357 to 989 code for a protein of 210 amino acids. Lineage: Eukaryota; Fungi; Mucoromycota; Mucoromycetes; Mucorales; Lichtheimiaceae. The record is from RefSeq and is a predicted model, not a curated record. Gene Ontology annotation, cellular component: endoplasmic reticulum. Gene Ontology annotation, biological process: macroautophagy. The transcript is spliced from 5 exons.
GCGUCUUUUUCUUUUUUGUUUCUUUCCAGGAAACCACAAAGCACCAUACGAUUCGCCAUGGGGACCAUUGUUGAGCAUGGGCUAUACUUUCUCAGUGGACUACAACAAGCCUUCCAGUGGAUGAGGGCGAUUUCGCUCGUAUACUCGCAAGUACUAGCCAACGACAACAUUUUAUACCACCUGGAAUCUUAUACCGAAACGUAAAAAAAAACAGUUCCCGCGUUAUCCAAGUGGCCAUCAUCAAGACCGUUUGUCUCAAUGGCUUUAUCUAUCUUGGCGUUCUAUUAGCCCUCGACACGCUCUAUACGGAUCAUACGAUUUUUGGCUACUCUUAUACUCACUUGACAGGUUAUCCAAUGUACCUGCUAUGCCUCAUGGUGAAUUCAAACCUGUUCUCCCAAAUUGCUUUAGAGGCUUUCCAGAUUCAUGCCAACGAAUACCAGCGUCCGACAAUGGCAACCUCAGCAGCAUCAGCUAUCGGCAAUGCACUCUUUUAUAUUAACUGUGCAGCAUUUGCGAGGCUGUUAUACUUGGUUCCUUUCAUUGGAGCUGCUCUUUCAUUUUUCGUUACAUGCCUGUUCAUGGCCUAUUAUAGCUUUGAAUACAAAUGGGUUCAUUUACAGUGGUCUUUAGAUCAACGGUUGAGACACGUUGAGCGAAAUUGGGCAUUUUUCCUCGGAUUUGGCCUUCCUGCUGCUUCCUUGACAUUUUUCCUGUCCACAUUACACGCCGGCGGUGUCUUUGCGCUCAUCUAUCCAGGAUACAUUAUAUUGGCUACGAUGGCAGCUCUAAAGCCUAUCCGUGCGCCAGCUACCACUGCCACAGGCGUAAGAGCUAUUCAUCAGUGCCGUUUACCAAACCAAAUACCCUUUUUUUGGCCAGUAGCAGCGGCAACGUUCACCAUGGCUAUUUUGCUGAAAAAGUUGGGUGUACCCAAUGUACUAGCGGUCAUGUCUGAGAAGAAGGAUCAAUUAGGGAAGAUCGUAUAGAAUAAAAAAGCAAGAAUAUGUUCUGUUCUUCUUUUUUUCUACUAUAUUUAUUUCUGGAAAGAAUAUGACUUGUUCUCCAUUGUUUUAGCA